UCUCACAGUUUCUAAUGCUGCCAAAGCCAACACAACAAACGCCGUCGUUGCUGGGCUCGCCCCGUUAAGGAAACACCCUGCUGCGAGAACAAAUACGAGACCUGCCGAAUUCCCAUCAUCGUGCCAUGGCCUGUAUCCCAACGACACCGUUACUAAAUUUCGCCCUGGACAUCUACAAGCACAUUCAAGUUGAGCACGCCAGUGAAAGCGGGAACGUCUUCUGCUCCCCAUUCAGCAUAGCAGCGGCGCUUGCCAUGACAGUUGCGGGCGCACGGGGUAAUACGGCUGACGAGAUCAUGUCAGCCAUGCGGGUGGAGAGUGGUUUUCCGCUCCACAAGCAUUUCUCGCAACUUCGAGACUGCUUCAAAAAGUUUACUCCAGACACCACACUCCACAUCGCCAACCGAAUUUUCCUGGAAGAAACAUUCGAUCCAGUCCAAGAUUUCUGCAAGCUUCUCAAGGACUUCUACGACACCACAACCGUAUCCGUCAAUUUCCGAAGCGACGUAGAAGGAUCCAGGAAGCAAAUAAACCUUUGGGUCGAUGAGGCGACAGAAGGCAAAAUAAGGGACCUUCUUCCGCAAGGAGUACUGGAUGAAUUCACAACCCUGGUACUUGUGAACGCCAUUUAUUUCAAGGGUCUUUGGGAUCGAGCAUUUAAGCAGAGUUCCACCAAAGAAAUGGAUUUCUAUGAAACCUCUCAAAUUUCACGUAAAGUCGAGAUGAUGUUUCAGAAAGGAAGGUUCCGGAUCAAUCGCUGUGAUGACUUGAAAGUUACCGCCUUAAUUUUGCCCUACAAGGGUAAUAACGUGGCUAUGGCUAUAUUGCUUCCGGACGAUAUUGAGGGUCUGACGUUCCUUGAAGCUGCACUGACGCCAGAGAAAUUGAAGCCCCUCCUCUUCAACACUGCAGCCGAACAUAACGUUUCCUUGUACCUGCCUAAGUUCAAGUUGGAACAGGGAACAACAUUGAAGGGCAUACUACGUAAGAUGGGAAUGCAGCAAGCGUUCAAGGAUACGGCUGACCUGACAGGAAUCAGCGCUUACGAUGAUCUCAAGGUUUCCGAAGUUGUACACAAGGCUUUUGUGGAAGUUAACGAGGAAGGAACCGAAGCUGCGGCUGCAUCGGGGGCUGUAAUUCGACAGAAGCGUUGCCUGAUGGUAUGCGAAGAGGAGAUUUUUAAAGCGGAUCAUCCGUUCAUGUUUUCUAUUAUAUCGGUUGAACCGAGUGAAGUCCUUUUCAUAGGAUCCUUGAGACGUCCCUGAGCUCCCUAUGACAUCGGGGAAAAUCUUUAAAUUAUGAUGCAAUAGAAUAGAGUAUGUUAGAGUUGUCCUGCUUUCGAGAGUUUAUUACUUGCACCGAGACUGAUGUCUGAUGCUGUCCACUAAGUUGUAUAAGGAUGGUGUUAGUCGCAUACCAAAACAAGGUUAAAAUCCUGCGGGUUGGUGGUACAUUCUAAAACCGAUGAAACCCCCAGUGCAAGGGGAAAAUUCCUUUCUCAUAAAUCUUCUCUGUCUCUCUCUCUCUCUCUCUUUUGUUUUUGUUUUCUGUUGCGUGUGUGUGUGUGUGCUUCUUCUUUUCUUUCUUUUUUUUCUGGGAGCCUGCGCCCGUGCUUUUUUUUCUUUUUUACUUCUUUGUUCUUGUUCCUCCUGUUUACAAUGGACUCUGCUCUUACAUUCCACUGCCCGAACGCGACUGAACAUUAAUCGAUGUAAAAAUAGACACCAGCGUCUUUUGCUGUGCUUAUGUAAUGAAGCUAUGUCUAAAGGUGAAGUACCGCCGCUUGACAUAAGAAUCUCAGCGCCCAAAAUGAAUGCGGCUGGAAUAAAACGCAACUUCAA
Messenger RNA from Ornithodoros turicata, 1841 nucleotides. Its product is annotated as leukocyte elastase inhibitor-like. The record is from RefSeq and is a predicted model, not a curated record. Gene Ontology annotation, molecular function: serine-type endopeptidase inhibitor activity. The transcript has 2 exons. The coding region runs from base 126 to 1265 and encodes 379 amino acids. NCBI's taxonomy places the organism in Eukaryota, Metazoa, Arthropoda, Arachnida, Ixodida, Argasidae.